This is a messenger RNA of Rotaria sordida, 528 nucleotides long. NCBI's taxonomy places the organism in Eukaryota, Metazoa, Rotifera, Eurotatoria, Philodinida, Philodinidae. The record is from the annotation of a GenBank genome assembly.
AUGUUAUCAAAUAUCAACUUUUGGGAAUAUUUAAGUGCAAUUAUUUUUUAUUUUUUACUUUUAAUUAAACCAAUAUCAAAUCAAGGCAUAGCAUGUUAUAAAUGUAUGACAAUUGAUGCAAAUAAUGAUUCCUGUCAAGAUCCAUUUUCAUCAUUACUUAACCCUAUUCAUAAUAAUUGUCAGGCUACAUCUGUAGGCAAAGAUGGAACAUUUUCAGCUCGAUUUUGUGUAAAAAUCAGUGGUCGUGUUACGAGUAUCGAUGGUGGUGCGAAUGCUUCUUAUUUAAAUACAAUUUUUUAUUAUCGUACAUGUAUUGUUGAUAAUAUAAUGGAAUCAACGAAAUCAUUAGAAACAUCAGGCAGUUUUCGUUUAAAAGGCUUUCAGGAUAUGUCUGGUUCUAUUCGUCUACAAGGUCAUAUUUCACUUUGUACACAUGAUGGAUGUAAUCAUGCAAGAACAUUAUGUUCAUCAUUAUUAAUUAUUAUUCUUGAUUUGUUGUUAAUUAUCUAUGUUAGUCGUUUUUCUUAA